UUUGGUGGUAGUUUUGGCUUCUUGUUGGCUUAUUAUCCACUGUCGCUGUUCUGCAUGUCCCCUGUUCGCCCUCGUCGCUUUGCACGAGAAGCUGGAGGGUUAACUGCAGUGCAGAAGAAAGACCAAAAAAAUUAGUAAAACCUCUUGCCAGCCGGCGGUCCAAAAUGAGUGUUCAACCAGCGCCCGGUGCGACUACCUACGCGGUAGCAUCGCUUUAUGUCGGCGACCUCAACCAAGAUGUCACGGAGGCUAUGCUCUUCGAGAAAUUCAGCACCGCUGGCCCUGUGCUAUCCAUUCGAGUGUGUCGUGAUGUGGCCUCUCGCCGCUCCCUUGGCUAUGCGUAUGUGAACUUCCAGAGCUCGUCAGAUGCUCUCACUGCUCUGUCUAACAUGAACUUUGAAGAGAUGAAAGGAAGGCCCAUGCGCAUAAUGUGGUCGCAGCGGGACCCAUCUUUGCGUCGCUCUGGCAAGAACAAUAUCUUUAUCAAAAACCUGGACAGAACCAUCGACAACCGCACCCUGCACGACACCUUCACAACGUUUGGGGCAAUCCUAUCCUGCAAAGUUGCCCAGGAUGAGAGCGGCACCUCGCGCGGUUAUGGCUUCGUCCAUUUCGAGACUGAGGAAGCUGCCAGAACUGCCAUUGAUCGUGUGGAUGGCAUGCUGCUCAAUGACCGCAAAGUGUUCGUCGGCCCGUUUGUGCCUCGCAAGGAGCGCAUGAAGAGCCGUGACAAUACCACCUUCACCAAUGUAUACAUCAAAAAUUUUGACGACGGGCUCACCGACGAAGGCCUACGCGAGCUCUUCUCUCAGUAUGGUACCAUCACAAGCUGCAAGGUCAUGCGGAAAGAGGAUGGUUCUUCGAAGGGGUUCGGCUUCUGCGCAUUCGAGGAUGCUUCACAUGCUGAUGCAGCUGUGAAAGAUCUUCACGAGAAGGAUCUGGGUGGAAACAAGGUCCUGUAUGUCUCCAGAGCCCAGAAACGAUCUGAGCGCGACCAUGAGCUGCAAAAGCUUUUCCACCAGAAGAAAGCCGAGCGCCAGAAGACGUAUCAAGGUGUCAACCUCUACAUCAAGAACCUUGAAGAAGACAUCAAUGAUGAGCAGCUACGACGGGAGUUCUCCGCCUAUGGAAGUAUCUCUUCUGCCAAGGUGAUGGUCGAUGACAAGGGAAUAAGCAAGGGAUUCGGCUUUGUUUGCUUUUCAUCACCUGAAGAGGCCACCAAGGCAGUGACGGAGAUGAACAACCGUAUGAUUGGCCGCAAGCCUCUGUAUGUGGCCCUGGCGCAGCGAAAGGAGGAGCGAAAGGCUCAGCUUCAGGCGACAAUGCUUAAUCGCUCCUUGCCGCAAACACAAAACCUGCCAAUGCCGGGUCAGCGGCUACCACACCCCUUCAUGUCACAGGUGUAUAUGGUGCCUCCGGGCGCCGGCCGUCAGCAGUUCAUUCCACAAACCAUGCGGCCAAGGGGAGCAAACUUCCGCAUGCAACCACCCUACCUGAUCGGCAACCCUAGCUACAUGCCGCCGCAGGUCACUGCACCCGCGACAUCGCGCGUAAACCGCCCGCGCAACAACCUCGGAGGACGAGCAAACGCACCUCAGCAGCGUAGCCAGAGCAAGCGCAGCUCGUUCCAGCCGGCGCAGCAGCAUGCGCGCCAUGCCCCCGCCAGCAUCCAGAAUGGCACCAUGGACGGUGCGUCGUCAGUCUCGAACUUGGACACGGAGAUGCUUGCACGGGCCACUCCGCAGGAGCAGAAGCAGAUCCUCGGCGAGCGACUCUUCCCGAAGGUGCACGCCAUUGACGCUGGCAACUCUGGAAAGAUCACAGGCAUGCUGCUGGAAAUAGAUAACUCUGAAAUCCUCCACAUGCUAGAAAAUCCCGAUUCGCUGGAGGCCAAGGUGGACGAAGCACGUGAUGUGCUCAGGGCUCACCAAAACAGCAGUAAUGGCAGCCGUGCAACCGACUCCCUCAGGGCAGCCAAGUGAUGGCCCUCCUCAGCCACCGCCGCCGCAUUGUACAGUGGCUCUCCAUCAGUUCUAGCUCGCGGUGACUGCGGACGAGCACACACAUAGCAGCAGAGGUCGCAGUCGUUCACGUCACACAAUGCACCUGGACACACCAAACAUGGGUACCUUCUCCAUCUCCGGUGCCAAUACUGCCACCGCUACAUCUACGUCUACCACCAUCCUGUCUCUUCGCUAUUUUCUUUACGAUUCUCUCCCAUUUUCUUUUAUUUUCCAUUGAAUUCUCUAUUUUCAAGACCAGAUUAACCCAUUGCGUCGGUCUCAGAGCCAGGGCAGAAAACCGUGUUGUGUUCUUCUAAAACAUACUCUACCAGAAUGGUGUGAAAUCCAUCCGUACUCCCAUAACCACUGUGCGAGAAAAUGAUACUAAUUUAUCAAAUCUG
Messenger RNA from Sycon ciliatum, 2404 nucleotides. RefSeq names its product polyadenylate-binding protein 4-like. The transcript is spliced from 6 exons. Gene Ontology annotation, molecular function: poly(A) binding; poly(U) RNA binding; mRNA 3'-UTR binding. Lineage: Eukaryota; Metazoa; Porifera; Calcarea; Leucosolenida; Sycettidae. The record is from RefSeq and is a predicted model, not a curated record. The coding region runs from base 165 to 1982 and encodes 605 amino acids. Gene Ontology annotation, cellular component: cytosol; nucleus; ribonucleoprotein complex.